AUGAACGAGAAACGAUUUUUAUGCAAUCAAUGAUUCUGACCACUUUGGAGGAUCAUUCACGGGUGGUCUGGGGGAUCAUGUCGUUUUUUGAAUGAACUAAGGAGCCUAAGCAGUUCUAAUCUUUGUCUUUGUUUAAGCACAUCGUAGAGUCUGUUGAUGUCGUCAUCAUUCAUGUUUCAUUCUCCGAGAUCUAAAUGUUUUGCCCACUAGUCGUGCCAUUUAGUUACCCUUAUAACUAAAUAGGAGACCCGUAAAUCAAAGAUUAAGUCAUCAGCGUAUACAAGGCCCCUAGAUAGUAUGAUAGACAAUAGCCGUUUUGAAGUUUAUGCCACUAAGUCUUGGUAGUUCCUUUUGUUCCGAUUUCAAACCUGAUUUCGACUGGAAAUCAUCUUGAGAAUAAAUUUGUGUUCUUGUAACACACUAUUGGACACGCAACUCGGUUUCAUCAAGCCUGUCAUUCACAGGACUUAAUGCCGACAACGGUUGUGAAGCUCAAUGCAAACAAUAGCGGCAAUAGAUAACGAGUAAGGCUAACAAGGAACGCGUCAAUACAAACUAGUUCACCUUGAACCAUAGCAAUGACUUUGUCAUAGUCUAAUUGUGCUAAAGUUUCAAGGUUACCGAUAGCCUUGCACAAGUGCAUGUAUGAUUAGUGUUUGAUCUACAUCACUUCAAGUUUGUCUUUUGAUCGUGUAAGAUCGCUAAUACCACGUGCAAUUAUGUUACCCGUUCUGUGGUUGCUCUUAACAGUUUCAUCCUUUCUUACGUUUGUAAUGUGUGUUAUUCAUAUUCGAAAAAAAUAUUCCUUCUGGCGGGAGCUGGGUGUACCGUACAUUCCGGCUAGCUUUCCCCUUGGAAACAUUCAACACACAUCCCAUCUUAUGGUGGAACUCUACCAAGAACUGAAAGGAAAGCAUCCUUUCGGGGGACUCUUCCAGUUUACCGAACCAGUCGCACUGAUUACCGAUCCGGAAAUGGUGAAAAAUGUGUUGGUGCGCGACUGUCGGUUCUUUUACGAUCGUGGUGGAUAUACCGAUGGGAAACACGAUCCCCUCACAGGUCACAUGCUGAACAGUGAAAGUGAACGGUGGUGUGCCUUACGGCACGCAGCAAGUCCAAUAUUUUCCACCGGCAGGAUAAGAGCAUUCUUGCCUGUUAUGUUAGAAAAACUCAAUCACUUUCGAGAGUAUUUAAAUGGGAAAGUAAACACGGAAGGUACCAAAGUGGAGCUGAAGGAAAUGAUCGGAAAACUGAACACGGAUAUUGCGAUGAGCUUUGUGCUGGGAAUUGAAGGCAACAAUCUUAUCGCACCGGACGGAGGCCUGCAUGAGGCACUUCUGCGUGAAGCGUUCCUAUUGCCAAACGUUGUGAAAUUGUUCCUGAUGACGUGCUACCGGUCGAUAGCGAAGAAGAUGCGGUUGAAAAUGUUUUCAAAUUAUAUUACUGAACUAUUUCAACAAGUGGUACGAGAAACGAUAGAGCAUCGGAAGGAUAUUUCAUGUUUAAAUCGAAGAACUGAUCUGAUUGAUCAACUUCUGGCGAUGCCGGGAUUUGAUGGUAAAAGCACACUAACGCUAUCGCAAAUGGCUGCCCAAGUGUUUCUCUUUCUGGGUGCGUACGAUGCGACGGGUAUUGCUACUUUCUUCUGUUUAUACGAGUUGGCACAACGGCCCGCAGUACAAGAGCGAGCUAGAGCGUGUGUCCUUGAGGCACUGGAAAAACAUGGCGGAAUAACGUACGAUGCGCUUGCUGAUAUGUCAUACAUCGAUCAGUGCUUGAAUGAAACUCUCCGAAUGCAUCCGCUGGCGAUUAAUUUAGUUCGUGUCGUCACGAAAAACUAUCCCGUACCCGAUGCGUCCGGUGUCGUGCUACCGAAAGGAUUAAACAUCGUCGUACCGGUGUACGCUAUCCAUUACGAUACGCAGUACUAUCCCGAGCCGGAACGUUUCGAUCCGGAUCGAUUUUUACCAGAGGCAUGUAGGCAGCGUACUCCGUACACCUUUUUACCAUUCGGCGUAGGCCCUAAAAGUUGUAUCGGCUAUCGGCAGGGGAAGAUUCAGUUGCGUGCUAUGAUGGCUGUACUGUUGAGUAGCUACGAGUUUACGAAAUGUCCCAACAUCACGCAGGGAUCACGAUCGAAAGCUCACACCGUUCUGAAACUGGAUGGCGAUCUAUGGUUAAAUGUAAAACCGAUCAACAGAACGAAUGAUGGUUAA
This is a messenger RNA of Anopheles funestus (African malaria mosquito), 2216 nucleotides long. Its product is annotated as probable cytochrome P450 6a14. The transcript is spliced from 2 exons. Bases 720 to 2216 code for a protein of 498 amino acids. Gene Ontology annotation, molecular function: monooxygenase activity; heme binding; iron ion binding. NCBI's taxonomy places the organism in Eukaryota, Metazoa, Arthropoda, Insecta, Diptera, Culicidae. The record is from RefSeq and is a predicted model, not a curated record.